AACCGCAUCUUUUUUUCUUAAAGUUUGUUCCAUUUCAAUUCCGUUACUUCCAUACCGUGAUUUUCUCCAAAUAUGUGUGACUCCAUGGCGGCUUCAGCCGUAACAUCAACCCUACGCCGCCACAACUCCAUAUCGGCGAUAACAUCCAACAAACUACUUCAUCCAUCAUCAACAAAACCACCAAUACGCUCUUCAAGCUUGGAUUUGGAGCUUCUUUUACUCAAAUCUCCACUCACUUCAUACACAUCUCUCAAAGACAUGCUUUCUCCCAAGGCCGACGUCAACUCUCCAACUGCCUUCGCCACCAACACCUCUGGCUUUGAGAUCUCAAUCCGUAAUCGUCUUGUUAAACAAGCUGCUCGGGCAUAUCUCCAGCCGAUGUCUUCUUCUGUCGCAAACUCUUUUAGCUCAUCUGCCCCUAAUUUCCUCCGCAGAAUUUUCCACCGGCUCUCAUCCGACAAUCCUGUUGUCGAUUGUUUCCGUUCACUUGUUUCAGGUUUUACCCGAAUUUUUUAUCGGAUACUCCAUGCUUUUGGUGGUCAAGUAAGAACAUGACACUAUCCUACCCUUCAAUAAUGAACCCAUGACUUAUUAGUAUUUGCUUUUAGGUUGACUUCAUUAUCAAAGAAUAAAGGACUCUUAACUUAGUAGUCUUUGCUUUUAGGUUGACUUCAUUAUCAAAGAAUAAGAGGCUUUUGAAGUUUGAACCAUUCUCUUAUUUACACUUUCUAAUACUCACUCUUUAAUCGGUUGAAAUCAACAGUUAUUCAUUUUAAAAUUAGAUCUCAUAUAAAAUAGUGAGACACACCUGAAUUUCAGUCUAUUAGAGUGUGAGUGAUUAGAACAUUUAGAAGAGAGGAUUGUUAGCCCUACUCAUUGAAUUGUAUAUAUACCAUAUGUUGGCAAUAAAAAUCUCUGCUCUUUUAUCAA
This is a messenger RNA of Trifolium pratense (red clover), 930 nucleotides long. RefSeq lists its product as uncharacterized. The record is from RefSeq and is a predicted model, not a curated record. Lineage: Eukaryota; Viridiplantae; Streptophyta; Magnoliopsida; Fabales; Fabaceae. The coding region runs from base 73 to 555 and encodes 160 amino acids. The transcript has a single exon.